Oryzias melastigma (Indian medaka) is the source of this 1391-nucleotide messenger RNA. RefSeq names its product 5'-nucleotidase, cytosolic IB b (gene nt5c1bb). Gene Ontology annotation, molecular function: nucleotide binding; 5'-nucleotidase activity; magnesium ion binding. Lineage: Eukaryota; Metazoa; Chordata; Actinopteri; Beloniformes; Adrianichthyidae. Gene Ontology annotation, biological process: adenosine metabolic process; nucleotide metabolic process. The coding region runs from base 120 to 1205 and encodes 361 amino acids. Gene Ontology annotation, cellular component: cytoplasm; cytosol. The transcript has 6 exons. The record is from RefSeq and is a predicted model, not a curated record.
AGGACACGCCCCUCGAGCCGUCCCAAACUGUAUUUCCCUUUUCAACUGUUGCUGGCUCUCCGAGCUGAUUGAAGUGUUUCUGCGUGAGGGGUUUGACAACAGGAAAGUUUUUAGUCAAAAUGAGUGAAAUCAAACCAGAAGAAACCGCCGCGGCUAAAGACAACAACGAGGACCAGGACUGGGCUGCGGCCAAAGCUUUCUUUGACAGCCUGAAGACGAAAGUUCCCAGACCUCCCAAACCCCAGUACGCCGUCACCAUCGCGGUGUCCUCUCGCACCCUUUUCAACAUGGUGGCAGAGAGGAAGAUCUACGAGGAAGAAGGAGUGGAGAAGUAUGUGGCCUUUCAGGUGGAGCACGAAAACGAGCCUCUGAGUCCAGGACCGGCUUUUCCCUUCGUCAAGGCGCUGAUGAACGUCAACAGCCGACUGAGGCAGCUCUACCCAGACAGCGAGGAACUGUUUGACAUCGUUUUAAUGACUAACAAUCAUGCCCAAGUCGGAGUGCGUCUCAUAAACAGUAUUAAUCAUUACGGUUUGACCAUUGAGAGAUUCUGCAUGACAGGCGGUCAGAGUCCCAUCGGGUAUCUGAAGGCCUACAUGACCAACCUUUACCUCUCCAAAGAUUCAGAGAAGGUCACGGGCGCCAUCGAAGAAGGAAUUGCCGCGGCGACGAUGUUCAUGCCGCCGUCAGAGUGCGAGCUGAGCGACACGCAGCUGAGGGUGGCGUUUGAUGGCGACGCCGUGCUUUUCUCAGACGAGUCGGAGAUAAUCGUCAAGAAGCACGGCCUGGACACUUUCUUUGAGCACGAGAAGGAGUUUGAGAACAAACCUCUGGCCCAGGGUCCAUUAAAGUGCUUCCUGGAGGCCCUCGGAAAGCUCCAGAGAAAGUUUUACGCCAAGGACGAGCGCAUGAACUGCCCAAUCCGAACCUUCCUGGUAACGGCUCGCAGCGCCGCCAGCUCUGGGGCUCGCGUCCUGAAGACCCUCCGCAGCUGGGGCCUGGAGAUCGACGAGGCCCUCUUCCUGGCGGGCGCUCCCAAGGGGCCCCUGCUGCAGAAGAUCAAGCCUCACAUCUUCUUCGACGACCAGAUGUUCCACAUUGAGGGCGCCAAGGAGCUGGGAACCAUUUCCGCGCACGUUCCCUACGGAAUCGGACAAAAGUACCACAAGGGGAAGCUUAUCGAGCAGCCGGCGGAGAAGAAGUGACCGCAAGCGGUUUCCAUAGGAAAAGGCACUACAGUAUGGCCUGCACUGUAAUGAAUCGUUUAGGAAUCAUUAGAAAUUUAAAAAAUGAGAUAAUUUGAUAGAAAGGGAAACAAGAAAAGAUCCAUAUUUAUAGGUAUUUUUGUUUUGAAAAAAAAGUCACUUCAAACUUUUUAUGUAUGUGUGUGU